Molecule: messenger RNA, 627 nt
Organism: Amborella trichopoda
Lineage: Eukaryota; Viridiplantae; Streptophyta; Magnoliopsida; Amborellales; Amborellaceae
Source: RefSeq, a predicted model, not a curated record
AGGAAAUUAGAAGAAAUGUUAAGGGGUAGAGGAAUAGGAAAAGUGGCCGAAAGUCCACGGAAAGGGCAAAACCAGGUAACCGACUGUCCACCUCAAAUCCACGCAUGUGUGACGCCAGGCCCACGGCUUAAACGAUUCCCCAUUCCACCCUCACAGGCCCUCUUUUCUCUCUUCCUCAGCUCUCUCUCUCUUCCUCCGCUUUCUCUCUCUAGAACUUUCUCUCCCUUCCCUUCCUCCUCUUUUAAGCAAUCGACGAUACGCAGGGAGAUGUCUGAUCCCAAGUAUGCCUACCCUUAUCCUGCCCAAGGUUAUUACCAGGGGCCUCCUGUAAUGGCGCCACCCCAGUACGCAGCACGCCCACCAAGAAGAGCUGGUUUCCUUGAAGGAUGCCUUGCGGCCCUGUGCUGCUGUUGUCUCAUAGAUGAGUGUUGCUGCGAUCCUUCAAUCAUAUUUGUGAGCUGAGCUCUAUUUGAUUGUUAUCAAUCAAUCAAAUGUUGCUGCUUCUUAUUUAAUUACUAAGUUUAAUUUCAUAUGUGUAAGGUGCUGAGAUGUUUGUGGCUGUAAUAUUAUUGUGCUCUCUGUAUUAUAUUCAGGUUGCUUUGUGAAUCUAAUUUUAGUUUCUCCCUU